Aplosporella prunicola CBS 121167 is the source of this 1896-nucleotide messenger RNA. RefSeq lists its product as uncharacterized. Gene Ontology annotation, cellular component: Sin3-type complex. The record is from RefSeq and is a predicted model, not a curated record. The transcript is spliced from 4 exons. Gene Ontology annotation, molecular function: histone deacetylase binding. The coding region runs from base 1 to 1896 and encodes 631 amino acids. Lineage: Eukaryota; Fungi; Ascomycota; Dothideomycetes; Botryosphaeriales; Aplosporellaceae. Gene Ontology annotation, biological process: negative regulation of transcription by RNA polymerase II.
AUGGUCCCCGCCAAAGCUCCCACUCCCGAACCGCUCGAGUCUCCCGAGCCACAAUCACCUCCCCGGAGUGCCCCACGCGAGACCCUUCCGUCUGAACAACCGCAGCCACAACCAUCGACGAGCACACCUAACGCGACCAACGGAGAACCCGGGCCCGAAAUCGCUCGCAAUGGGGACAUGGUCGACUCGGGCGACGACGGCUCGAGCAGCCUCAGCGAGCCCGAGGAAAGCAUCGAGGAUCGAGAUGAGGCUGCUCUGAGGACACGCGCAUCGCCGGACGUCGAAGACAACGACUCGGAAGCCGAGACGGAGCGGUUAGAGGGCUCACCGCCCGAGCUGUCGCGCACAGCUACAGACGUCACGGUUGGUGGUGAAGGAGACGCCGGUCGGAGCCCGAGUAAGUUAGCGAGGGCCACGACGGCGGAACACAACAAUGAAGCUGCAGCUCCCGCGCAUUCGGCGACCGUGUCGGAGCUGAGCGACAACGACGACGACGACGUCCUCCUACCCGAUGCCAAGCCCGACGCAGAAGCCGAUCGGGAAGACUCGCCCAAUGGAGAGCGAAAGCGCAAGCGGUCGAGCAGCGCGCUCAGCUCAAUCGACGAUGAAAUGGACAUCGACCAGCCAGCGCGCAAGCGCAGCAACUCGUCGAGGCAUUACGAUGUGAACGGAGAUGAUGCCGAAGCAAAGGACGGGGGCGAGCAUGCAGCCGAGGAUGAGGAGCAACCUCCGAAGGAAGCAGACACACACGCCGAAGAGGAGGACACGGCCGAGCCAGCAAGCGAGGCCCCCGCCGUAAAUAAAAGGUCCAAGAGUAAGAAAGGCCAAAAGAAGGGAAAAAGGACAAGGGCGAACACCGAUGUUGAGGAGGCUGCUGCGACACCAGUGGAAGCAGAGGAGGAAGAGACUGGCGAUGUGGAGAUGGAUGCCGAGGAGGCUGGUGUCAUCGAAGAAGAGCGUGAUCGCAAGCACAAUGCGUUGGAAGCUCUCAACAAGAUUGAAAAGCAGUUUUUGACCUUCCAGAAAAGGCAAGAGCAGCUGGAAAAGCUCUCGACGGAACUGGUGCAACUGAAGCAGCCGGACUCGACCCAUCCCGACUACUUGCUGAUGCUGCAAGCCGUUGACAAGCGUCGGGACGAGAAGAUACGGCAAGAGAGUGUCAAGCUGGACCUUGCAAGAGGCAUUGCGAGAAAGCAGUUUGUGGCGAUGCGUGGCACCAUUGUGAACCAGUGGAGAAAUGACAUUUCCGAGCUGCGCAUGGAUUACCUUACGAGGUGCAACCAACGCAUCACCCAGCUGCAGAGGGAGAGGCGGUACUGGGGCCAGAACGAAGCCGACUACACCAUCAAGUUCAACCCGAAGCGGCCGCAACAGAUUCAGCAACAGUCAGCCUACAACCUCGAAGUCUCCGUCUUGGCCGGUGUGGCGAAAUAUGUUGGAUUUCCGGCAGCGCCGGACCUUUCAAGUGCACGCCCCGCCGAAAUGGACCAGGAUCUUGCCGCCAUGGGCAUACCACAUCGUCCAACGGCGCCGCCAGCCGCGCGUCCCGCGCCUUUGCCCGAAUCCUCACGCGGCGAACGCGCCGCCGAAGAGCAGUUUUACGAGCAAAACGCAUGGGCAAACCCGCAGCAUCCCGCUCACCACCACACCCACUACCACCCGAUGGCCACGGCACCGCAACCGCGAGUGGCGACGAGCAAUCCCUUUGCGACGCCCGCUGCGCAAAGGAGCCAAGUCGACCUCAGCCAGCCCAACGGCUCGGCCUCGACUAUCGACAUGCAGUCGAAUCCGCCGUCCGGCCACCACACGCAGCAGCAGCGCGAUAUGUACGAGUCCCCGGUCAUGCAGCUGAAGCAGGCUCUCCAGCGCUCCGAGCCAGACACUACGGCUUGCUAG